GCUAAAGUCAGCACUCACUCAAAGUUCAGGGACCAAAGGCUUUAGUUAACUCAAAACUUAAAAUCUAGAAAACACGGACCAAUGCUAUUUCCGGAGACAUAUAGCUCCGUUCCUCCGUCGUCUUCCUCCUCCGCCUCCUCCUCCUCCUCCGGUGUUAGGGUUUUCAGUGUCCAGUCCAUGCAUUUCACCUCCCAAUAAUACGUCUCUAAAAUCCACCUUCAACUGCAUCCAACGAUUCACCACAAGAAGAUUGCAACACCUCCAUAGUUUCGUUUCUUCAGCUCGCUAAAUCGAAGCAAAUCAUCACUUUCGCGUUACAGAGGCAGCAAUGGCUGAUGAACCACUAUAUCCAAUAGCGGUGCUUAUAGACGAGCUCAAAAACGAUGAUAUCCAGCUGCGUUUGAAUUCAAUUCGCAGGCUAUCGACGAUUGCGCGUGCUCUCGGGGAGGAGCGAACGCGUAAAGAGUUGAUUCCGUUUUUGAUUGAGAAUAAUGAUGAUGAUGAUGAGGUGCUUCUUGCCAUGGCAGAGGAGUUGGGAGUAUUUAUUCCUUAUGUUGGGGGAGUGGAGCAUGCCAGUGUGUUGCUUCCACCUCUUGAGACACUUGGCAGUGUUGAGGAAACUUGUGUGAGGGAUAAAGCUGUGGAGUCACUUUGUAGAAUUGGAUCUCAGAUGAGGGAGAGUGAUUUGGUUGAAUUUUUCAUACCCUUGGUGAAGAGAUUGGCAGCAGGUGAGUGGUUUACUGCCCGAGUCUCUGCAUGUGGACUAUUCCACAUUGCAUACCCAAGUGCUCCAGAAAACUCGAAGACAGAGCUGAGAUCAAUAUACAACCAAUUAUGUCAGGACGACAUGCCUAUGGUUAGAAGAUCUGCUGCAGCAAACCUUGGGAAAUUUGCUGCAACUGUUGAAUAUGCUCAUUUGAAGGCAGACAUUAUGUCAAUUUUCGAGGAACUUACGCAGGAUGAUCAAGAUUCUGUCAGAUUGUUGGCUGUGGAGGGCUGUGCUGCUCUUGGCAAGCUGUUGGAGCCACAAGAUUGUGUUUCCCAUAUACUCCCGGUUAUUGUCAGUUUCUCCCAGGAUAAGUCUUGGCGUGUGCGUUACAUGGUUGCAAAUCAGUUAUACGAGCUCUGUGAAGCUGUAGGCCCUGAACCUACCAGAACGGAAUUGGUCCCUGCCUAUGUGCGGUUGCUUCGAGAUAAUGAAGCUGAAGUACGCAUAGCAGCUGCCGGAAAAGUAACUAAGUUUUGCCGGAUUUUAAGUCCAGAUCUUGCAAUUCAGCAUAUUCUUCCUUGUGUGAAGGAAUUGUCAUCAGAUUCUUCUCAGCAUGUCCGCUCUGCUUUGGCUUCUGUAAUAAUGGGAAUGGCUCCAGUGUUAGGAAAGGAAGCAACAAUUGAGCAGCUUCUUCCUAUUUUCCUUUGCCUUUUGAAGGAUGAAUUUCCUGAUGUGCGCCUAAACAUCAUCAGCAAGCUUGAUCAAGUGAAUCAGGUUAUCGGAAUCGAUCUGUUAUCUCAAUCUUUAUUACCAGCAAUUGUUGAGCUUGCUGAGGAUAGGCAUUGGAGGGUCCGGCUUGCAAUUAUAGAGUAUAUACCCUUAUUGGCAAGUCAAUUGGGGGUUGGUUUUUUCGAUGACAAGCUUGGCAAUCUCUGCAUGCAGUGGUUACAAGAUAAGGUUCAUUCAAUUCGUGAAGCAGCUGCCAACAACAUAAAACGUCUUGCUGAAGAAUUUGGUCCUGAUUGGGCUAUGCAGAACAUAAUUCCACAGGUUUUGGAUAUGAUUAACAAUCCACACUAUUUGUAUCGGAUGACCAUUCUUCGAGCUAUCUCCCUGCUUGCUCCUGUAAUGGGAUCUGAAAUCACUUGUUCAAAAUUAUUGCCAGUUGUUGUUUCAGCAUCAAAGGACAGAGUGCCCAACAUAAAGUUCAAUGUGGCAAAAGUAUUAGAGUCCAUCUUCCCCAUUGUUGAUCAGUCUGUGGUGGAGAAGACAAUCCGCCCUUGUCUAGUUGAGCUCAGUGAGGAUCCUGAUGUUGACGUGCGAUUCUUUUCCAACCAAGCGCUCCAGGCAAUUGAUCAUGUCAUGAUGUCUACCUAGGCCGGAAUGUCUUAACAUCCAUUUAGGUUGAAGACUUCGCUGGGCUGCUAAUAUUUCCAGCUAAGCUAUCAUAUAUAGUACUGCUUAGUUUUGUUAAUACUGCUUAGUUAUGUUUAGUGCUCUUCAGUUAUCUUAAAUGGUUUUUGUGAGUAACUAGCCAUUGAUGAUUGAUGUGAUUUAGCUCCCCUUAUAUGCCAUGUUCUAUAUAUUCAUAUCUUUUUCUUGAUUGUAUUAUGCAUAAAUUAUUUUUGUCCCUUGUCCCA
This is a messenger RNA of Lotus japonicus, 2349 nucleotides long. RefSeq names its product serine/threonine-protein phosphatase 2A 65 kDa regulatory subunit A beta isoform-like. Gene Ontology annotation, molecular function: protein phosphatase regulator activity; protein binding. NCBI's taxonomy places the organism in Eukaryota, Viridiplantae, Streptophyta, Magnoliopsida, Fabales, Fabaceae. The transcript is spliced from 13 exons. Gene Ontology annotation, cellular component: cytoplasm; protein phosphatase type 2A complex. The record is from RefSeq and is a predicted model, not a curated record. Bases 329 to 2086 code for a protein of 585 amino acids. Gene Ontology annotation, biological process: protein dephosphorylation.